Messenger RNA from Hyalella azteca, 2397 nucleotides. It is a transcript of the gene trc, whose product is annotated as serine/threonine-protein kinase tricornered. Gene Ontology annotation, molecular function: protein serine/threonine kinase activity; ATP binding. The record is from RefSeq and is a predicted model, not a curated record. Lineage: Eukaryota; Metazoa; Arthropoda; Malacostraca; Amphipoda; Hyalellidae. Gene Ontology annotation, biological process: intracellular signal transduction; peptidyl-serine phosphorylation. Bases 302 to 1726 code for a protein of 474 amino acids. The transcript is spliced from 9 exons.
AAUCUAAUGUCAGUGAUCUAACAUUUGACGUAAAACUGUCUGGAGAUUUGUCAUUGUUCUAUUUAUUAAUUGAUUCAUAUUCAGGUUAGGAUAGAACUAAUAUUUCAUAGAAUAUUGCGCUUUUGGUUUAUGUUUUUUAGCUUGUACUAUUGUGUUUACCUCCAGCUGCUGCUGAGUGCUGCCUAACAUUGUCAGUUGCUCGAUUGUUUUGUUUGAAAUGACCUGUGUGUUCUUUCAACUAAAAGAGUACUAAAUAAUAUUCAAAAUAUCUUCCCACGCAGAAACAUUUGGCGUGGCCGCCAUGACGGCAGCGACGGCCGAGAGCCAGGUGCGCUUCAGCGGCCACACGCUCGACAAAGCCACCAAAGCCAAAGUCACGCUCGAGAACUACUACAGCAACCUCAUCGCCCAGCACCUCGAGAGGAAACAGAGACACGACAAGCUGGAGGAGAGCAUGAAGGAAGAAGGUCUGAGUGAGGACCAGAAGUGCGAGAAGCGCCAGCAGCACGCACAGAAGGAGACAGAGUUCCUGCGACUGAAGCGAUCACGUCUCGGUGUAGAGGACUUCGAGGCGCUCAAAGUCAUCGGAAGAGGAGCUUUUGGCGAGGUGCGACUGGUGCAGAAGAAGGACACAGGUCACGUGUAUGCCAUGAAGAUCCUACGUAAAGCAGACAUGUUGGAGCGCGAGCAGGUGGCCCACGUGCGCGCUGAGAGAGACAUUCUGGUCGAGGCUGACCACCAGUGGGUCGUGAAAAUGUUCUACAGCUUCCAAGACCCUAUUAAUUUAUACCUCGUCAUGGAGUUCUUGCCUGGAGGCGACAUGAUGACGCUGCUGAUGAAGAAGGACACGCUCUCUGAAGACUGCACGCAGUUCUACAUUGGCGAGACCGCCCUGGCCAUCGACUCUAUACAUAAGCUUGGUUUUAUACAUAGAGACAUUAAGCCGGAUAAUUUAUUACUGGACGCCAGAGGACACAUCAAACUCUCCGACUUCGGCCUCUGCACGGGCCUCAAGAAGUCCCACAGAACAGAAUUUUAUAAAGAUCUCAGCCAGGCCAAAGCCUCGGACUUUACAACUUAUUCGAACGUACCUGCAACAAACCCAAUGGAUUCAAAGCGACGAGCCGAGAGCUGGAAGAAGAACCGCCGCGCUCUGGCCUACUCGACCGUCGGCACGCCGGACUACAUCGCCCCGGAGGUCUUCAUGCAGACGGGAUACUCGGCAUGCUGCGACUGGUGGAGUCUGGGCGUCAUCAUGUAUGAGAUGCUCAUAGGAUACCCGCCGUUCUGCAGCGAGAACCCCCAGGAGACGUACCGCAAGGUCAUGAGCUGGCAGAAGACGCUCGUGUUCCCCGCCGAGGUGCCCAUCAGCGAGCAGGCGCGCGACACCAUCGUGCGCUUCUGCUGCGAGGCCGAGCACAGGGCGGGCUCCCAGCACGGCCUUGAUGACAUCAAGAACAUGCCUUUCUUUAAGGACGUAGACUGGGCACACAUCAGAGAGCGUCCCGCGGCCAUCCCCGUACAAGUGAAGUCAAUCGACGACACGAGCAACUUUGACGACUUCCCUGACGUGGACCUGAAACUCCCAGCGUCGCCGCCCGUCAAGGAGGGAGAGGCGGGCUACAAGGAUUGGGUCUUUAUUAACUAUACCUACAAGAGGUUCGAGGGACUCACACAACGAGGUCUCGUCAGACCUAGUGGCGCUGCUGCUCACCAACUUGUCUGAAUGGAUUAUGUCGUAAUCUUAAUUUGAUUGACAAGAAUAAUUUGAUUCCUAAUAGAUCUUAAAAGUCUGAACUGUUAUUCCUUCUUAUCGUUUCACCAUCAAACUAGAGUAGCUUCCAACAGAAUCUUCAUCGCCAUUUGAACAUAUUUUUUAACUUGCAGGUCACUGUGGCCUGCUGUUGAUUUACUUAUUCAUUACAAUUUUUCAUAGUUUCGAAUAUAAAGUUGACGUUAAUCGUCAUUUGGAAUUCUGUCGUUAUUGUUAAAUAUCGCGCCUAAUUUUGUGUGAGAAGUGACAGAAAAUUAUUCGCGUAUUGCGCCAUAGUUUAUUUUGUCUUGUCGAAUAGCUUGACUGUAGCUAUGGGAACAAUUAGUAUUCACGUUAAAAAAUGGAGUACGUCAUUCUAAGAGAUUAUACGAUGGCUAACUGUAGCGAAUGUAUUAGCUCGAUGGGAACGGUUGCACUAGCUGCCGUGCGUGGUUCCUACUUCACUAAAUUUGUACUAGAAAUUACUCUAAUAUUGCGUAUUUUUCAGUUGCGGCUUCAUUUAAUAUCUUUGUCCUUAAAAGGAAUUUGUUUGAUUGAAAUGAAAAUUUACUGCAAUAAUAUUUUGCAAUGUCAUGCGUUGGCCUUUAGUUGGUAGUGAAUAAAGUAAAUGGGCAGCUGAUGGU